This is a messenger RNA of Cyprinodon variegatus (sheepshead minnow), 5074 nucleotides long. RefSeq names its product Rho GTPase activating protein 9 (gene arhgap9). The transcript has 21 exons. Lineage: Eukaryota; Metazoa; Chordata; Actinopteri; Cyprinodontiformes; Cyprinodontidae. The record is from RefSeq and is a predicted model, not a curated record. Gene Ontology annotation, cellular component: cytoplasm. Gene Ontology annotation, molecular function: phospholipid binding; protein binding. The coding region runs from base 315 to 3014 and encodes 899 amino acids. Gene Ontology annotation, biological process: signal transduction; regulation of GTPase activity.
UGUCACUUGUUCCCAUGAGUUACAGUUAAUUUGCAAAAGUGCACGGAGUAGUUGUCCCGCUGCGUCUCCAUUAGCCCAAUUACGUGAAGUUAUUUAUAUCUACGAGAAAAGGACUGCACACCUAUUAGGAGGCAUACGCAAAUGUGUGGACAGUUCACUCCAAAACAUAACUGAGCUGUCACCGCGUAGGUCGCUGCUGCAAAGACGAUGCCGCUGCCCUGGUUCCAGACUCACCUGCCUCACGCCGUCCCCAGCCUGAUCCAACAUAAGGGUGCUACCAGCAGCAAGUGCUGAACACAAUCGUGUGGAGAACCAUGCUGUCUGGCUCCUGGCGUCGGUCUGUGGGGCCGACACAUCCCGCUGCUGCACACGUGGUGAACCCCAGUGCAAUGACUGUGUGUGGGGUUCCCAGCGGUACUGUGGUUCUUGAGGCACAGUAUGACUACAGCUACCGUGGAUCAGAUGGACGACAAGUUUGCAUAAGAGAGGGCGAAAGAUUUAUUCUACUAAAGAAGACAAAUGCAGACUGGUGGCAGGUGCGGAGGAUUGGUGCAGCCAGUAAAACAAAGCCUUUGUAUGUCCCUGCUACGUAUGUGACUGAGGUACCGAUCACGCCGAUGCCCUCGCCUCAACGCCUCGUCACAUCUGUGUCACUGCACUCCAACAUGAGGAUGCUACCUCGUGUUUCACUCUCUCCCAGCUUCACAGGAACCGGCUGCAAUGAACAGAGUCAAGUCAACAAACCAAUGUAUCGGUCCAUGGAAAACCUUAACUCUUACAGCAGUGCCUUCCAGAGGUCUGGUACAAACACCAGGAUGGGGGGAAACCACUUCCCUACCCUGCCUGCCUCUGGAUCCACCUUUACGUCCAAUUCUUCAACCUCCCAAUCACGUCACCUCAUGGUGCCGGGGUCCCCUGCUGCUUCCACAACACAAACAAGCUUGUCCAAUUACAGGGUGGUCCCUACCAUCACCAGGAGCCAGAGCUCUAGCAACUUGCCUGAAAAUCUGAACGAGAACCCGUAUGAUGAGGUGGGGGGAGGCCUUGGCAGUCGCAUCAGCUACAGGCUUCCUAAGAAGUCCUCUAGCCAGUGGGACAUGGUGGGAACUUCAGGCAGAAAAAAUCGUCUGCAGGUCCCUACUGAGGCCUAUAUGUCCCAGCUAUCCUGGCAGGACUCCCCCAUUUAUGCUGAAAUGCAGCAGGAGAAGCGUCUGUCACAGCAGGAGCCACCCGUCCCAGCUCUGGGCCAGCAGCCUCUUCAAAUCAUGGACCUAUGGGAACAGUAUUCUGAUUCAGCCACAGGGAGAUAUUAUUAUGUCAAUAGAAUUACCAAGGAGAGGUCAUGGAAACCCCCUCGACGGGCUCGCUCUCAGUGCACCAAUAAGAGUCUAACACAGCAGGGCAAUCCAGUACAGGCUCAGACGUUACCCCGGGACACCAGCCAUCUGUCGCUGCCACUCUCUAAGAAUGGCAAUGGAACUGUGCACAAGCUGUCGCCUGAUUAUAUCUUCGGCAGCCACCAAAGGAAUACUGACAGCAGCUGGCAGAUGAAACAGCAAGCCAUCUCUUCCAACACCUUGAGCACAACUCCAUUCACCAAUGCAGAAGGACAGUGCCAUAAAUCUGGAUCCCAGCAGGAUGCCAAGCAGCAGCUCAGCCACUCUCAGUCCAUGAUCCUGGAUGAGAAUGAAAAGCAGUGCAGAGAGUCUUCCUGCAAUGUGACCAACAUCAUCGUUGAACCUCCUUCUCCAGAGAGCUCUCCAGACAGUGAAGGAUGCUCACCGGAACUGGAAAAGGCGGGCCUCUUGAACAAGACAAAGAUUGCUGAGGGAGGAAGGAAACUAAGGAAAAACUGGAGUCUUUCAUGGGUGGUGUUAGUUGGAAACAGUCUGGUGUUCUUCAAGGAUCCAAAAUCUCAGACACCUUCGAGCUGGAAACCAGGAAACAGUCGUCCAGAGAGCAGCGUGGAUUUAAGAGGAGCGCAGCUAAACUGGGCCAAUGACCUGUCCAGCAAGAAAAAUGUCUUUAAGCUGCGGACAGUCACUGGCAACGAGUUCCUGCUGCAGUCUGACACAGACUCUAUGAUCAGAGAGUGGUACAACACCAUCAAGAACGUUAUCGACAAGCUGGAUCGAGAAAAUCCAUUAGAUAAUAUUCUUCAGUACUCUCUGAGGAGAGCUGGCAGCGUUGAGAUGUUGGACCACAGCGGCGACGAAGAUGAGAGGAGAGGUUCUCUCCCUCGCUCUGCCUCCAAUCUGGAAAACACCGAAAGGAAAAGAGUGAAGACGAGGCUGAAGAAGCUGAUCCUGAAGAGACCUCCUCUCCAGGCUCUGCAGGAGAAAGGGCUCAUUAAAGAUCAGGUGUUUGGCUGCCGCCUGGAGAUGCUUUGCGAGAGAGAGAGGAGCAACGUCCCUCGAUUUGUCAGACUUUGCACGGAGGCCGUGGAAAAGAGAGGACUGGACACUGAUGGCAUCUACAGAGUCUCAGGGAAUCUUGCUGUGAUUCAGAAACUUCGCUUUCUGGUGGACCACGAACGAGCGCUGACCACAGAUGGCCGUUUCAUGUUCCCAGCGGACCUGGUACAAGAGGAGAAGCUGAAUUUGGACGAGAGCGAGUGGGAGGACAUCCAUGUCGUCACGGGGGCUUUGAAACUUUUUUUCCGCGAGCUUCCAGAGCCGCUCGUUCCCUAUGGCUUCUUCACCGACAUCGUGGAGACAGUCAAGAUGACAGACCACAUGGACAAAGUGGACCGGCUGAAGUGUCUAGUGCUUAACAUGCCCCCUCCAAACCACGACACCCUGAAGUUCAUGUGUCGACAUCUCAGACGAGUGCUGGAACAUUCAGACGUCAACAGAAUGACCACCCAGAACAUCGGCAUUGUGUUCGGGCCAACCCUGAUGCGCCCAGAGCAUGAUAACGGCAACAUGGCUGUGAACAUGGUUUACCAGAACCAGGCGGUGGAGCUAAUCCUGAGCGAGUUCGAUCACAUCUUCGGAACAAGAGGCCUCUCUUGAUCUUCUCAAACCAGGAGAUGGCAGCAGCUCAGUACACUGCCCCCCAAUUCAGACUGAAGCAGAAGCAUUGCAGCAAUAGCCUGUAGACCCAUAUGCUGUAAAAUGGAUUUCACAUCAAAAGAUAAUUGCGGGGUAAAAAGAACCAAGACAGAAAGCUGCUAAUCAUGACAUCUGGCCUCCAUAAAAAGCCAUGUUAAAACAAUAAUAGUGAAACAAGCCAAUUUUAGCUGCAAUGCUUGUGCCUUUGAGCGCAGAUGUGGAGCCCUGCCCCAGGGCAGCACAGUGCUGGAUCAGACGCCUCCUAGUCACUUCUAGUUGAUGUUUCAGACUUGAUCAGGGCGAAUAAAAAAAGCCAUAAAACUGAAAAAUCAUCAAGCAUCGGACAUUUCUUAAGGUUGCUCUGAAACAGAACUUACCAGAACCAUCUCACUGUGAAAAGCACCAGCAUGUCUUGCAGAGUGGACAGACAGGACCCCACCCCAGCAUUAGCCUGGAUUUACUGCUGAAAAAAGUGCAAAGAUUAAUCUGUGUAUUGCUUAGAUGGAUCAUUUGGUGUCAUUUUAAAAAGUGUUUCUAAAGAUUAAAGAGUAAUUUUUAGUGAAUGGAUGAAUGUGCCGCAAAUGUUCCUCUUUAGGUUUUUAGUGACUAAUUAUCACUUCUCUUGUACAAAUAUAAAUCUAUUUUAUUAGUACAAACUCCUCAUAUUAAGUUAAAUGUAAAUAGUUAAAUUUCUGUCUUUAUCACCUAGAACCCUUUUAUAUAGAUUGUGUAACCUGACCUUUCUGAACUAGCAGAAUACAAACUAAUUAUGAGGUAAAGAGUUUUUUGUUUCUUCCAAUAAAAGCAUGAUCAAAUAUGAUCUGCUGUGUGAGAUUUGCUUGGGAUGCCCCUCUAAGGUUGUUUUUCUUUGUUGCGACUGGCAGAUUUGCGUGCGGAGAUAGAGGCGUGUGGAGGUAUGUGGGCCUCAGAGACUGAGCAGGCAGAAUUGUCCCCUGUGAUUGGUGCGAAUGCUGCUUUUAAUAACAGAACAAAAGGGGAACUGGAAAUGCAUAUGUUUUAAAAAUGUGGAUUUUCCCCCUCAAACCCUCUCGCUCUGUGGCUUGGGUAAUUUUAUAUUGACUGUGGGUUUGGCAGAGGACAAAAAAGGAGUAGAAAGGAGGCACUGCGGGGGAGGGAGGGGGUUAAGUUUUUAUUAAAAGUGUUUCUUCAUUUGUGUUAUUUGAAGUCGUGCAAGUUGAUUGAAAGUGGGUAAAACUGCGUCUGACUGAUGAGGACUCGUCUUAGAUUCACUCCUAGCAACUCCCAAGGAUGUCCUUAAACUUGAUUGCUCAAAUAGUUUCAUCUAAAACAAGAAAAGCCACUCCUGUUUUUCUAAUCCACAUGAUGUGGUUACAGUUUAUAUCAGAGUUUGUAUGCCCACCCUUCAAUCAGAGGUUUCUUUUAUUCAUAAUUUUUGACAGCGUUGCACCAGAGGCUUUUUUUGCAUUAUGUCAGAGAUUAAUUUCCUUGAGAAAUAUGCCAGCCCAAAAGCGAUGAUGCAUCUAACAUUUUAUGAAGAAUUUCUGAUGUACAUUUUUUUCAAAUUUCCAGAUAGUUUUUUUUGUUUCUGUUAAUAAAGCAUCUGUGUUAUUAAAUUGCUGCAAAAUAAGUUUUGUCAUGUUUUUAUUUUUUUUUAUUUAGAGUGACAUUACUAACAGCCCACUAAAAUGACUCUGAGCACUGCUUUUAAUCAGCACUUUAUUUGGUCCCUAUGAGUGAAUAAAAGUGGAUUGUAAUGAUGCUCCGUCUAAAAUAAAUGUCUUUAAAACCACACAAGAUCUGAAUCUGGAUUUAUAAAAUCAAGUUAAGCAGUUUGGACACUUACGGUAUUUGAUUCCAUUUAUGCAUCUGUAGGUGGUCAAUUGCUGUUGAAUAUUUAGAAAACUAUGGGAACACAGUACAUUAGAUGCUGUGAAAGUUUUGCAUAUGUGUUUUAGGCUUUUUCACCCAAUGUUUCUACAAAACAUAAUACAUUACUCUAUAAAUUAAAAGGAAUACUGCUUGCUGCUUUGGUUGCUUUU